UCUGUUGGUUAAGUUAAUUAAACAUUUUAAACGUUAAUUGACAAUGUGGAUCUCAGAUGUUUUCUUUCUUUCAGUGUGUAUUUUAUCAAGUACUGCAGUUGGAAUUUACUACAACUUUGAUGGAGAUGAAGGAACCAGUGCAUCAUUGAGUUGUAAUGGAGAAGCAGUAUUAGUGUCUUAUUACACUGACUAUGUAUACCCAUUAAAUCCAUACAUUGUUAUAGAUGAAGUAAAAUACACAUUAGAGUCCUUUAAUGAUUGUCUACAUAAUUAUACAUAUGGUGUAAAGAACAAAUGUGACAAUGAAACAACUUGUAAUUUUCAAAUAUCCAAUGAGUUAGUUGGGAGUUCCUGUGGCACUAGAGGAAGUGCAUCGUUAACUAUACGCUACCACUGUGUCCGAGACGGGGCCUGGACAACAUGGAAUUCCUGGGGUGUUUGUUCUAGAAAUUGUGGAGGUGGCUAUAGAACUCGGACACGGACUUGUACUAAUCCUUCACCAAAUGAGUUCAGUAAAAAUCUAGUUUGUAUGCAUGGUAAUGUGAAUCAGAUAGAAAGAUGUAACUUUGGAACUUGCUCAUAUUCUAGUCAUCUUUAUAAAAGUAGUUAUUUUAAUCCAACUUGUUAUAAUCACAAUACCAAUGGAAGUCUAACUGUUACCUCUGCUUCGUGGCAUAAUGGUUGUGGGUGUGUAUGGCACAAUGUAGCUGAAACAUUUCAGACCCCAUGUAAUAAUUACUAUACAUGUUCUGUUCCUGUUGGACCUAAUAAUUUACCUAAUUGUAAUGACAAAUGCUAUCAAACACACAGUUCAACAAAUGAAUAUAAUGAGGUUAGAUAUUAUGUAACUUAUCACCAAGAAGUUUGUGAUACUUUGGACUAUACAUAUACAUGUAAAAUUCCUCAAUGGUCUCAGUGGACUGAGUGGUCCGACUGUUCUCAAACAUGUGAUAGAGGAUCUCAGAAUAGAACACGUUAUUGUGAACCGGACACAGAAUCAGACACAAAUGAUGGCUAUAUAAACAGAUGUGGACAGAAAUAUGAUGAAACACACAUACUAGAGACCAGGGAAUGUUUACUAAUAGGGAAUCAUCCAUAUUGUACUUACUGUGAAGACAGAACAUUUAUUUAUGGUGAUGAAGUGGCAUUAAGAACUGCAGAAAAUGACACAGAUGAAGGAAAUGCUGUCUUGUUGAAGAAUGAUAUAGACAUCAUUAGAUGUUGUGGAUUAAUUACAUAUUGGGAAUUUUUUGUAAUCAAUCCUGGAACUUUGAAGUUGAUUGUAUGGAGAUCUACCAGUAAUGAUAGCAGCUAUAAAGUUGUAGGAACCAACUCUGUCAACAUUUCUGAUGCUGAUGUCAAUAAGAUAUUCAAAUUUAUACCUGACAGUGCUGACCGUAUCACAAUUAUAGCAGAUGAUUUAAUUGGAUGGUUUGAUGAUGGUGCUAAUAUAAUUGGCUAUGACAACUGUAGUUCUACAUACAAUGCAUCAACUAGUAAUCAUCGGGACCUACGACCAAAUUACUGCCCAACACAGACCUAUAAAAUGACAUUGGACAUGGAACCAGAAGAUGAAGAUGUUGUCCUUUGGUCUGGUACCCGUUACAUUGACAGAGUAUAUGUGAUGCAGUACACUACAGUGGAAAAUACUCUUCCAUAUCUCAACCUGUCAAGAUAUCACAAGACUAUACCUGACCAUUCAUAUAUAGACUUUAGUAUUAUGGACUUUUACUUCAAUGAUACAGAUUAUGCUGACUGGUUUGUUUUAGUUAAACCAGAACAUGAUAGGGAUCCAUAUUUCUAUUAUGAUACUUUUGCAAAAACUGUUCAUGUGAAAGACCAACUUCCCCAUAUUAGUGGUACACAGAAUUAUAUUCAUGAAUUCAUUGUAUGGGCUGAAGAUUCUUGUUACAAUAGAGUUACGGGAACUGUAACAAUAACAUCAUUCAAUGGACCUCCUACAUUUCCUGAUUUACCAAAGAAGAUAUCGAUAAGUGAGUCAAAGAGAGGAGCACUAUAUACGUUUAGUGUUGACGAUCCAUCGUAUGGACCAGACAACAUCACAUGUCAAUACGAAAGAGCAAUACCAAAUUCAGAAAGCCAGAAAUUUUAUAUUGAGGGUAAGACAAUAUACCUCUACAGCAAUGCUACACUGGACAAAGACCUGAAUCCUGAAUAUGAGAUUGUAAUAUCUUGUGAUGAUGGAACAGACACAUCAGUCACUUUCCUUAAAAUAGAAAUAACUAAAGAAAUAACAGACUCAGAAGCACCUCCAGAUUUUGUCUUGAUAGAGACUGGUGUCAUCUUUGCUGGUACCUUUAUUGCUGUAGCCAUUAAUGUAGGUGCUAUAUAUACUAUAAUGAUGAACUCAUUGGUUAUAACUCCAUGAAAAUGAAAUACAAUAUUGUAAAAACAGAAAAACUGUAUUUUGCUUGAAUUAAGUCAUAUCUGUUUAUUCAAUUAGGGUUUUCUCUGCAAAAAUUUUAAUAUCCUCAGAUUAUGGUUUGUUGCUUUUAAGACAGUGUAGAUUGUUGGUCGAUCAAAUUGAUUAGUUUGUGAAAAUAUCAUACACUGUAAAUUCAGUAAUUAAUCCAAGGUUUUUAUUAUAGAGAAUAAUGCCACUAGGUGAGUAUCCCAAUAAUAAGAAGUCACAUUCUGAUCACUGCCUGUAACCGAGGAAGGCAGAAAGUGAUUUUCCCCCGAUUACAGUACUGAUUUUCCCGAUUGAUUACUGAUUUUUCCCCGAUUUUCCUAUGUAGAGAACAUCAAAAGGGUAAUUAUAUAUGAAUUAAAGAAAAUCUGUGUCAAUAAUUAUGCAACCUUCCUUUUCAUUCAUACAUUUUUAUCAUUGACCUCCCAUGGACAAUAUGGAUUUUAAUGACCAAUCCUAAAAAUAGAAACUUUUCCGAAGCAAGGAAUUCAUGGGAAGUGAUUUUCUUAUAUUAUUCAAAUAUCUAAAUGUUAUUUCUCUAAUUAUAGAAUACUUAUUCAAAUGUGCAAAUUAAGUAAGCUUAAAGCUGGAAGUACUUUUUUAAGGAGAUUAGGAAAAUACUAAAAAAAAUAUGAUUUCAAUUUCUGAAGCAGUGUACUGAUUGUCCACUAUCAGUGUACAGAUUGUCCCAGAGAAGAUGAAGUUAAUUACAGAUUUUCCCCGAUUUUCUCUUAUAGCAUCAUAAGGAAAAAGGUUCAUUCUAAGUUUUAUCUUUAACUGUUACUUGCAAAAAAAUAUCAACUUUCUAAAAAUGUCAUUUUUGAAGAAAUAGUAGCUCACCAUCAGAAGACACAUCCAUCUGAAAAACUUGUCAUUUGGAGAAGACUUGAAGAGGGUGGUGAAAGAUAACAUACCAUGCAUUCAUUCCAGAACUUCUUGACAGAGAAGGAAAAACUUUUAUUGAAAUACAAGAUGAAAAAAUUAUAAUUUGUAACUUAUCAACAAAUACACCACAAAAGAUUAUCAAAAAAGGCAAAUCAUCACAAUCUCUAACCUUUUCAGACAAUUUAUCAAAUUCACCAAACUAUGAAUCCAGAAAUAUACAAACAGUAAGUUAUGAACCCCAAGCAAGAAGAAACCUGUUUAAAGUUUCAGAAUCAAACAAUGAAAUAUCAAUGAACAAAAAAAUCUCUAAUUCAAUUUUAUAUAUAAAAUUAUAGAAUUACAGGUUUGCAGGAAAAUUUUUCAUAUAUUCCACUAUUUUUAUUAGCACAUGCCUAAGUGUAAUGAAGAUCCACAUAUAAGCUUUAUUUUUGAAGGAUUAGCUUUUUCAAAAUCGGGGACAAUCUGUAUAGGUGUCAGGGAAAAUCUGUAAUCAACACAAGCUGAUCGGGGACAAUCUGUACACCAAAGCUCAAGUUUAAUUGCUAGUUUUUUUCCCAUUUAAAUGCUUAUUUUGUCCAAAUUUCUACUUGCAUUUUUCAGAUUAUUAUAUUUGAACAAAAUUUCAUGAAAAAAAUCUAAUUUAUAUUCCCAGUUUUCUAAAAGCAGACUAAAACAGAUUUUUUUUACUCAAAUCAGCUACAACAACAUCAAAACAAAGAAUAAGGAAGGUCAUGAUGUAACUUCAAAGCAAUCCCACCUCAGGAUAUCACUUACUAAUGACUGCUGACCAGACAGAAUAAAUGAUCUUUAACCAAUUGAUUAGUUCAAGCUACUUAAAUUGAAUAACAGAACUAUAGUGUAAAAUUUAUCAUGAACAAUCAGUACAAAAUCGAGGAAAAUCAGUACAUUUUUGUACUAUAAUGGGGGAAAAUCAUUUUCUGCCAUACUCGGUUACAGGCAGUGCUGAUAGUUGAUACAUUUUUGUAUGCAGAUUUUCCUGAAAUCUCAAUAAUUUAUCUCACAUUUUUGUGCUUUCUUCAAAAAUUGCAAUAAUAAAUGCAUGAUAAAUUUGGAAUUUGCAGUAUCAAAUUUAUUUGCAUGGAAAAACGUCUGUUUACAUUCAUGUUUGAUGUAACUUUUGAACAUUUAGUAUGUUUUAAUGGCUGUGAACUUUUGUAACUGAAUGAGUUGCAAUACUGAAACUAUAAAUAUAUUAACCAAUUUUCCUAUUUUUUAUAAGUAGUAUAUAUGUUAUGAACCAAAUUGCUCUGGUUGAACUUGGGUAAUUCUUAGGUAAGAUCAAAGGAAGCCAGUUAUAUUGAUUACAAAAUUGGAUUAAUUGGGAUUCUAACUCCCAACCUCAGUGUUGACACGCUAGUGAUAAAGAAGAUUGACUGCUUAGACUAUACUCAGUCACUGAGGCCCCCUACAAUAUUGGACAAUGAAAAAUGUUUUGAAUAGCUUCAAAAUAAAAAUUGAAAUUGAAACAAUAUUACUUGCAACUAAACUAGUUACAGCAAAGGAGUGAAACUGAAAAGAAACCAAAUCAUACAGAUUGGAUGUAAAACAAAUUUUAAAAUUUAAUUGAACAGUUGCAACAAAGUUGUUUAACAUAUGUAUGGUUUUGGUUGUAAUUGUUAAACAUUAUCAUUAAUUAUUAUAUUGUUUGUUAAAGUAUUCUGUUAGUAUGUUUUUGAUAUAAAUAAAAUGUACAUAUCAUUAGCUUGUAAAUAAAAUGUGCAUAUCAUUAGCUUGUAAAUAAAAUGUUGCAUAUUU
Mytilus californianus (California mussel) is the source of this 5092-nucleotide messenger RNA. RefSeq lists its product as uncharacterized. NCBI's taxonomy places the organism in Eukaryota, Metazoa, Mollusca, Bivalvia, Mytilida, Mytilidae. The record is from RefSeq and is a predicted model, not a curated record. The transcript is spliced from 14 exons. Gene Ontology annotation, biological process: homophilic cell-cell adhesion. Gene Ontology annotation, molecular function: calcium ion binding. The coding region runs from base 44 to 2389 and encodes 781 amino acids. Gene Ontology annotation, cellular component: cell periphery; membrane.